Molecule: messenger RNA, 1258 nt
Organism: Loxodonta africana (African savanna elephant)
Lineage: Eukaryota; Metazoa; Chordata; Mammalia; Proboscidea; Elephantidae
Product: olfactory receptor 4F6-like
Exons: 1
Coding region: 198-1136 (312 amino acids)
Biological process (GO): G protein-coupled receptor signaling pathway
Cellular component (GO): plasma membrane
Molecular function (GO): G protein-coupled receptor activity; olfactory receptor activity
Source: RefSeq, a predicted model, not a curated record
UGUUCUUUAGGAAUAUUAGUUGAGUGAAUAAACAAAUUCAUGAAUUUUUCAAAAUACAUUGUUGCUAUUAGUGAAAAUUUCUUUUUAUACUAGAAUUUAAAAACAACUCGAAACUGUUUCUCUCAAUGUUUAUUUCUGGUACAUCUCUUUUGUCAUUUCUUUGUUUUUGGUUUUGUAGGCAACAAUAGACAAAGUCAAUGUAUGAAGCAAAUUACUCUGAAGUGUCUGAAUUUGUGUUCCUGGGACUUUUUACCUCUAGACCAAUGCAACAUUUCCUCCUUGCCUUCUCCACAGUGUUUUAUGUAACAAUUGUGCUGGGCAACCUCCUGGUUGUGUUUACAGUGACUUUUGACUCUCAUUUGCAUUCUCCUAUGUACUUCCUAUUAGCCAACCUGUCAUUUAUUGAUUUGUGUCUUUCUACCUUAACAGUUCCUAAGAUGAUCUCUGACCUGUACUCUGGGCAAAACACUAUAUCAUUCCAGGGGUGUGUGAUCCAGAUUUUUGUACUUCAUGUCCUGGGUGGAUCUGAGAUGGUGCUGCUCAUAGCCAUGGCCUUGGACCGAUAUGUGGCCAUAUGUAAGCCCCUCCACUACCUGACCAUCAUGAGUCCAUGGAUGUGCAUUUGGCUUCUGGUUAGUGCUUGGGUUAUUGGUCUCAUUCACUCAGUGGCCCAGCUAGCUUUUGUUAUCCAUUUGCACUUUUGUGGCCCUAAUGAAGUAGACAGCUUUUACUGUGAUCUACCUCGGUUUAUCAAACUUGCCUGCACGGACACCUACAGACUGGAGUUCAUGCUUACUGCCAAUAGUGGGUUUAUUUCCAUGGGAACCGUGUUCUUAUUGACUUCCUCCUACGUCUUCAUCCUGGUCACUGUAUGGAAACACUCUUCGGGUGUCUUGUCCAAGACUUUUUCUACUUUGUCAGCUCACAUCACUGUGGUGGUUUUGUUUUUUGGACCGUGCAUUUUUGCCUAUGUCUGGCCAUUUCCCACAGUGCCAGUGGAUAAGUUUCUUGCUAUUUUGGACUUCAUGAUUACACCCAUACUGAAUCCUGCCAUCUACACAUUGAGGAACAAGGACAUGAAGAUGGCAAUGAGAAGACUGAAUAGUCAACUCCUGAGUUUAAGGAAGAUCUCCUAAUUAAUUCAUUAGUGCACAAGUGGUAAUUUCUGUAAACAGUGCUAUUAACACAAAGUUAAAAAUGUUAUGAUAAGUUGGGACAAUUUAUUGCCCUAAAUUCAGCAGCUCUAAAACCAUCCAUA